CACGCGUGACCACUCGCUCAUGGCGAUAAGGCCCGUUUAUCAUCGGAGCCGAACACGCACUGGAAGACCAUACCGCGAGAGAGCUCGUCGUCUCCAACGGAGAGACCACGCAUAGACAUGGCGGCCGUACUCCACCAAGCAGCUCUCCCGACCGCAAAAGCCAACCACCCAUGGGCGCUUAACUCCACGUCCAGCCUCUCACCACUCUCCAGACGACGACGAGCCCCGACCAUCCGCUCGGCGGCCACGGACAGCAGCAUCAGCACCGGCGCGGUGCCGUCCAAGAAGAAGACCCGGAAGGAGAAGCAGCAUGAGCGGCGGCGGCAACAGGAGCUGGGGCAGCGGCAGCGGCAGCUGAUGAUGGAAGCGUCGUCGCCCGCCAAGGCCGGCGGCGGAGGCGGGGAGGGGUACGACGACGACGACGAGCUGCCGCAGCCCGUGUUCGACCGCAUCCUCCGCCGGAUCAUGUUCACGGUGGGCGUGCCGAUGGCGUCGGGCGUCGCGCUGCUCAACGUGUACGACGCGCUCAAGCGUGGCCAGGGGGUGGACGUGCCGUCGUGGCUGCCGCUGCUCACCAUCCUCGUCUCCUUCGGCACGUCGGCGCUCGGCAUCGCCUACGGGACGCUGUCGGCGAGCUGGGAUCCGGAGAAGGAAGGGUCGCUGCUCGGGAUCGACGAGGCCCGGGCCAACUGGCCCGUGCUGUGGAAAGAAGAGAUUGAGAAGGAGAAGGCGAAGCAGAAGAAGAAAUGACUGGACACCAGGGAUGGAUACUGCAAGUCCUGUGCGCCUUGCUACUGAUCAUGUAAUACUCAGUGUGGUACUUUGGUCAUAUCUUUCAGUAAAAAAGGCAAUAAACUAGUUGAAUAA
Phragmites australis (common reed) is the source of this 867-nucleotide messenger RNA. RefSeq lists its product as uncharacterized. The transcript has a single exon. The record is from RefSeq and is a predicted model, not a curated record. Bases 118 to 750 code for a protein of 210 amino acids. Lineage: Eukaryota; Viridiplantae; Streptophyta; Magnoliopsida; Poales; Poaceae.